AUGGACCCAUCAGAUGAUUUAGUUCAAAAAUACCUUAUUGAAGGACAUAUCAAAAUUUAUAAAUAUACUCGCUUCAAGGACGUUGAGUUGAUUGGUGAAGGUGGUUAUGGAAAAGUGUAUCAUGCUACUCUCAAAGAUAAUGAUGUUACUGUCACUUUAAAGUCAUUUAAAAGUAAUAAUGUGACUAUUAAAGAGAUUGUUAAUGAGCUUAAAUUACAUUGCAAAGUAGACAUGCAUUCUAAUAUUAUACGUCUACACGGUGCUACUAAAAAUGAAGUUCCUCAUCAAUAUGUGGAUUGGAAACAAUCUGAAACUAAGACAAC
Molecule: messenger RNA, 323 nt
Organism: Dentiscutata erythropus
Lineage: Eukaryota; Fungi; Glomeromycota; Glomeromycetes; Diversisporales; Gigasporaceae
Source: the annotation of a GenBank genome assembly